UCUUUCUCCCCGACAGCGCAGCUUAGUGGCAGGAAAUGGGCAGGGAGCACUGGAACCAUUCCACCACUGGCUUUGUCCUGACAAGCCUUUUUAACAACAGCCAGACACACCUGUUUCUGUUCAGCAUGGUGGUCUUGGUCUACAUCCUUGCUGUGGCCGGCAACACGGCCAUGGUCCUUCUGAUCUGGGUGGACACCCGACUCCACACACCCAUGUACUUCCUCCUCAGCCAGCUGUCCUUUCUGGACAUCUUCUUUACGUCAGUCACUGUCCCCAAGAUGAUAGUGGGCGUUCUCUUUGGUUGGACAAGCAUCUCCUUUGGGGGCUGCGGGGCGCAGAUGUUUUUCUUCAUGUUCCUGGGGGCUGCAGAGUGCCUCCUGCUGGCCCUCAUGGCUUAUGACCGCUACCUGGCCAUCUGCAACCCUCUGCGCUACCCGGCACUCAUGAGCCGCCAGGUGUGCCUGCUCAUGGUCGUGGCCUCCUGGCUGGGAGGAUCCCUCAAUGCCUCCAUUCAGACUUCCCUGACCCUUCAGUUCCCCUACUGCGGCUCUCGGAAGAUCUCCCACUUCUUCUGUGAGGUGCCCUCGCUGCUGAUGCUGGCCUGCGCCGACACGGAAGCCUAUGAACAGGUGCUAUUUGUGACUGGCGUGGUGGUCCUCCUGGUGCCCAUUACCUUUAUCACCACCUCCUACGCCCUCAUCCUGGCCGCUGUGCUCCGGAUGCGUUCUGCCGAGGGGCGUCAGAAGGCCCUGGCCACAUGCUCCUCCCACCUGACAGUCGUCAAUCUCUUCUACGGGCCCCUUGUCUACACUUACAUGCUACCCGCUUCCUAUCACUCUCCAGGACAAGAUGAUGCAGUGUCUGUCUUCUACACCGUUCUCACACCCAUGCUCAACCCUGUCAUUUACAGCCUCAGGAACAAGGAAGUAACAGGGGCAAUGAAGAAAGCAAUGGGAAGGUGUGGGGUCAGUAGGAGUGUGUGAGACCUGAGAGGACGAAGAGGCCAAGCACCUCAGCUCUUAGCAUCAUCAUAUGCACUAAAGGCUGAGGCAAAGAGA
Molecule: messenger RNA, 1058 nt
Organism: Meriones unguiculatus (Mongolian gerbil)
Lineage: Eukaryota; Metazoa; Chordata; Mammalia; Rodentia; Muridae
Product: olfactory receptor 2T27-like
Exons: 1
Coding region: 36-983 (315 amino acids)
Biological process (GO): G protein-coupled receptor signaling pathway
Cellular component (GO): membrane
Molecular function (GO): G protein-coupled receptor activity; olfactory receptor activity
Source: RefSeq, a predicted model, not a curated record